Molecule: messenger RNA, 781 nt
Organism: Raphanus sativus (radish)
Lineage: Eukaryota; Viridiplantae; Streptophyta; Magnoliopsida; Brassicales; Brassicaceae
Product: MLP-like protein 28
Exons: 2
Coding region: 62-535 (157 amino acids)
Biological process (GO): defense response
Source: RefSeq, a predicted model, not a curated record
UCAUACUCAAAACAAAAACAAAACCCUAAAGACACUUUUGCAAUUUACCGAGAGAUCAAAAAUGGCAGAAGCAUCAAGUUUGGUCGGGAUCAUUGAGACAACCGUGGAGGUAAAAUCUUCGCCGGAGAAGGUGCAUGGCAUGUUUGUCGGGAAACACCGUAUCCCCUCUGCUUCUCCAUCCUUAGUUCAGGGCUUUGAGCUGCACGAAGGCGAAAUUGGCCAAGUUGGUGCUAUCGUAACCUGGAAUUACUUUCACGAUGGGGAGGCAAGAGUAAUGAAAGAGAGGAUCGAGUCAAUAGACCCGGAGAACAAUCGGGCCACGUACAGGGUGUUAGAGGGUGAUUUAAUGAACGAGUACAAGAGUUUCUUGAUCACCUUUCAAGUGACCCCUAAUGAAGGUGAACCUGGAAGUAUUUUACAUUGGCACUUUGAGUACGAGAAAAUUAGUGAGGAGGUGGCUCACCCUGAGACUCUCCUCCAGUUUGCCGUCGAGGUCUCCAAAGAGAUCGAUGCACAUCUCAUGUCCGAAGAAUAGAGGAUGAAUUCUCUUGUCUCAAUCCCAUAUAUCCCUAAUUAUAUUUGUGUGUUUGCCUUUAAGUUCUGUCUUUGAAAUUACUAUAAAUAAAGACUAAGGAGACGCCUUGUCCGAGUUUGUAAAGAGAUAUGUGUGUCAUGAGGAAGUUUUUAUGUUUGAGAAGCUAAGUGUAGUAGCAUCAGCUAUGAAGCUACUCAAUAUGUAUGAAAGGUUUGUUUAAUAAUAAAAUCAUAAAUGUUUAAUAAA